UUUGACAGGAGUGGACAAUGGCAGUGAAUUUGGUUCGUGGAACCCUCCUCAGAUUUGGGAGACAAGGGGGUUAUGUUGCCCUUCAGAGACGAGGCUUUGCUGAUGCACCACAGAUGGCUUUUACUUUCGCUGCACCAAAUGGGGUUUAUUACAACAAUGCCAACGUGAAGCAAGUGGAUGUGCCAUCUUACAGUGGGAGCUUCGGCAUUCUGCCAAACCAUGUGCCCACACUGGCCGUGCUCAAGCCUGGUGUCAUCACUGUCAUUGAAAAUGAUGGAAGUCCAAAGAAGUUUUUUGUCAGUUCGGGCACCGUCACCAUCAACGAUGAUUCAUCUGUGCAAGUGCUGGCUGAGGAGGCGGUAAAGGUGGAGGACCUGGACCCGAGUGCAUGCCGAGAGACGCUGCACUGGGCACACGGUCAAGUGUCGUCCGCUGCAACGGACGAAGCCCGAGCGGAAGCCCAGGUCGCUGUCGAAGUUGCCGAAGCACUCGUCAAAGCUUGUGAAUAACUCCUGAUGCUAUAUUUACUUCUUCUUCCGUACGGCUAGUUUUCAAUGGUUGAUCAUCUCAUUUGCAAUAAAGUUUGUUAGAUGUC
Darwinula stevensoni is the source of this 595-nucleotide messenger RNA. The record is from the annotation of a GenBank genome assembly. Lineage: Eukaryota; Metazoa; Arthropoda; Ostracoda; Podocopida; Darwinulidae.